AUGGCUCUUGUUAGCUCGCGCAAUCGCCGAGCGGACGUCACGAGCCAAAUUGCGUCGUGUUCAGCAAACAGUGCAAAUUUGGAAUGUUUGCCGACCGCCACUCGUCGCUUAAGGCGCGACUGGUCCGAAAUACCACGUGCAUUCCCACCCGCAAUUUGGAUUCUUGAAAAAGUGUUGGUCAUAGAAAAUAAUGGAGAAGGAUGGACGACAAGAGUGAAUGGUAUGGAGAGACUAGUAGAGGGCGCCCUUGAUGAACAUGUACAACUAAACGGGGCGGCG
Molecule: messenger RNA, 279 nt
Organism: Iphiclides podalirius (scarce swallowtail)
Lineage: Eukaryota; Metazoa; Arthropoda; Insecta; Lepidoptera; Papilionidae
Source: the annotation of a GenBank genome assembly